ACGGCCGGUCGACAAUAAAUAUAUAGGUUAGUAGGAUAAAACAGCAAGAAAAUAAUUUAAAUUAUCAAGUUUUCGUUCCUUUUACAAAAGAAUAUAAAGUUAAUUGAGUGUUUGAAUUAUUGAAUCAGUGUUUUUAACAUGGUACUUUCAAGAAUUCAACGCUUUCCAUAUGCUUGUAAUUUAUGACUUCUAACACGAUGUUAUAAGAAAUAGUCGAAUCAAUUUCAUAUCCUAUUUCUUUUCCUAGUUGUGAUAACUUGUGAGUGAAUUAGAGAAUUAUAAAUACAUGAUUCUUCAUAAUCAACUCACACGUAUAGUUAUUAAAGUGCAUGAUAAAUAGCACUUCUAAUGCCCGAUUUGUGUAAACUUUUAACUCGUCUUUAGUGGUCAUCAAUAAGAUAAGUGUUCUGGCGCAUUGUAACCGAGUUCAAUAUUAUCAUCGUUUAUCUACGACUCAAAAUUAAAAAGAUUCGAGAAUUGUUGUUUUAAAAUUUAUAAUUACCACGUCUUUCAAAACAUCAAUUUUGUAGUUAAUAAAAAUUAAUGAAACACAAUGGGAAAACAAAACAGUAAACUUAAGCCGGAAGUACUUGAAGACCUCAAGCAGAAUACGGAAUUUUCAGAUGCUGAAAUUCAAGAAUGGUACAAAGGGUUUUUAAAGGACUGCCCCAGUGGACAUUUAAGUGUGGAAGAGUUUAAAAAAAUUUAUGGCAAUUUUUUUCCUUAUGGUGAUGCUUCUAAGUUUGCAGAACAUGUUUUCAGAACGUUUGAUGCAAAUGGAGAUGGUACGAUUGAUUUUCGGGAGUUUCUGUGUGCUCUAAGUGUAACCUCUCGAGGGAAAUUGGAACAAAAAUUAAAAUGGGCCUUCAGUAUGUAUGACCUUGAUGGGAACGGUUAUAUUUCUCGACAAGAAAUGCUCGAGAUUGUUACAGCGAUCUAUAAGAUGGUAGGGACAGUAAUGAAAAUGCCAGAAGAUGAAUCUACUCCUGAGAAAAGAACUGAUAAAAUAUUUCGUCAAAUGGAUAAAAACAAAGAUGGAAAAUUAUCUCUAGAUGAAUUUAUAGAAGGUGCUAAAAGUGACCCUUCUAUCGUGCGACUAUUGCAGUGUGACCCAAGCGCACAGGCUCAGUGAGCUCUUAGACAAUUGAAUAUUAUUCAAUAAUGCCUUUUAUGAUCCUAAUUUAGGGUCCGGCUCAAUGAUUUUACUAAUAAUUAAUCCAAUUAAUGACUAGUAUCAUAGAAGAGUCAAUUUUUAUCUUUAAUGAUGAAAUCUUGCUCACUUGUUAAAAGCACAAGUUAUGAGAGAUACGAUAUUUCUGUUUCUUAUACUUUGGCAAAAAAUAUAUAAUAAAUUUGUAAAUUCAGUUAGAGAAAGAUUAAAAGAAUAUGUUUAAAUUGCAUAACUUAUCAUAAUAAAUUGUAGGCUUUUCUAUGAUAAUUUAUGUUUAAUAGAAUUAUAUGCAUCAAUAUUCAUUUUUUAGUUUAAGCCGAAUCUGCGUCUCAGAGUCAUUGGGUCUAGCGCGCUUGCGCAAACCGCAAACUAGUCUAUAAGGCUAGUCCAGUCGCUCCGUCACAUUUGAAAUUUUUGCGGAAAAAACUUAUUGACAAAUAACUAUUAAUAUACAUUACAUAUUUAAUACUUUAAGCUUCGGAAUUUAUGAGAUGUAUCGUUUUACUGUAAAAUUUUAAAUGCCAAAGCUAAUCAACGAUCCUUUUUCGAUACAUAAGUAUAAUUAUGUCGAUACAUUAUCAAUUCUAUUGCAGUUCUUGUAAUAAAACGAUUAUUAGGACGAUUGGGAUAGAAAACCUUUUCAAAGACGAAUACAUGCGAUCGUUUUUGAGAGGUAUAAUAUAGGAGUCGAAUAAUGUUAUUUAAGUAAAAAUACAUAAAUCAAAUCAAGUCGAUAUAAGUCAAUAUAACUACAAUUUGCAAUAUUUAAUAAUUUAUAUAGAAAAUUAAAUUACGAUCAAACUUUUAUCUAGUAUUAUUGGCGUUCAGAAUGUGUUUUAGUUUGAUACUCAGUGUUUCAUUAUCGUUUAAUAUUGGAAAUAAGGUGAUUAAUAUAGUACAAAAGUUGUAAAAGCAAAGCCAUGAUGAAAAUGACAUGUCUAAAUAUUUCAUCGAUAAUUUGAAGUAAGUAGAGCCUCUAUUAAAAAAUAGACACACUGAAAAUUUCAUGUGCGAAUUUCAGUCAAAGGAUGAGUAAAGAAUAACUAAAUAGUGAACUUACAAGUAACUAUAUUUAUUUCCAUUCAAAUUGGCUGAACUCAUUAAAUUUGUAAAAAAAAAAACAAUUUUGAGUAAUAUUAAAAUUCAAAAAUUUAAAAAAACGUUUUCAAGAAGUCAAAAUUCUAAUAAAAUAAUGUGUAUUAAGCUUACUAAAUUUUUUAAAAUACUUGUUUUUCAGUGAAAUCGUUUUAUCUUUAAAACAUACUUUAAUAAUUCUUGCUGAUGAUUAUCAAUCUAAUUAUAUUUCGCUGUAACUUUGAAGUCUUAUUAUCUAUACACUAAAUAAAAUCGAAAAGCGAGACAUCAAAUUGUGGAAUUUAUCUUUAAUCAAUCAAUAAAAAUAAAACUAUAAAUUAAACUAUGGCAAACGUUCUUUUUUUUUUUAAUUAAAACUUGUUAAAUCGUUUUGUAUGGGCUUAUUAUAAGGAAAGAACAGUUAUGAAUGAAAUCAGCAAAUAAAAAAAAAAUAACAAAAAAAAAAUUUACGCAUAAUUAUGUUGUUGGAUAUACUCACAGGAAUUUAAGUUAUCUCAAGUCAAGAAAAUAUUUUUGGUCAGACGUUUUUCGGAACCAAGUCAAGAUUUUCUUGAGCCAAUAGAAUUUGUCUUGGUAAAAGAAAAUUCCUAUUGGUCAGAAGAGAUUUCUAUGUUAUCCAAAAAAUUAGAGGCUUUAAAAAAAAUUUCUUGAAUCAAGAAUAUUUAUUUUCAGUCAAUAAUUUUUUUUUCUGUGUACAUUUAAUAAAGAUAUUAAGCACAUUAAUUAACAACUAUUCAUAAUAUCCCGGGAAAAACGGAUUAGAUCUGAC
Messenger RNA from Microplitis mediator, 3035 nucleotides. It is a transcript of the gene Nca, whose product is annotated as neurocalcin homolog. The transcript is spliced from 6 exons. NCBI's taxonomy places the organism in Eukaryota, Metazoa, Arthropoda, Insecta, Hymenoptera, Braconidae. Gene Ontology annotation, molecular function: calcium ion binding. The coding region runs from base 554 to 1132 and encodes 192 amino acids. The record is from RefSeq and is a predicted model, not a curated record.